This is a messenger RNA of Letharia columbiana, 999 nucleotides long. RefSeq lists its product as uncharacterized. Gene Ontology annotation, molecular function: methylenetetrahydrofolate dehydrogenase (NAD+) activity; methylenetetrahydrofolate dehydrogenase (NADP+) activity. The coding region runs from base 1 to 999 and encodes 332 amino acids. NCBI's taxonomy places the organism in Eukaryota, Fungi, Ascomycota, Lecanoromycetes, Lecanorales, Parmeliaceae. Gene Ontology annotation, biological process: purine nucleobase biosynthetic process. The transcript is spliced from 4 exons. Gene Ontology annotation, cellular component: cytosol. The record is from RefSeq and is a predicted model, not a curated record.
AUGGCGGCUGCAGACAAGAAAGCUGACCCUAUGUCUUGUCAGGUGGUAUUGGCCGGCGCAGUAGCGAAAGAUCUAUUGACCGAGGUGUCAGAAGGGCUUUCGAAACUGGGAAAGAGUCCAUUACUCGUGGGAUUUCUUGCAAACACAGAUCCAGCUGCUCGCAAAUACGCCGAUUGGACUGACCGCACCUGUCGAGAAAACGGCUUCAAAUUUGAAGUUCGAGAAGUUGAUCGAGAAGACCUCGAAGCCAAUGUUCUAGCAGCAAACGAAGAUGAUGGCGUAGAUGGCAUCAUUGUGUACUAUCCCAUCUUUGGCAAUCGUCAAGACCAGUACCUCCAGCAAGUCACAGACGUUAGCAAAGACGUCGAGGGCCUCAGCCAUCGCUAUAUUUUUAAGCUGUACCACAACGAGCGUUUUCUUGAUAAGAACAUGAGUCAGAAGAGUUUGUUGCCAUGCACGCCACUCGCCGUGCUAAAAAUUCUGGACUUUCUGAGGGUCUACAACAGCAUCCUACCAUACGGGAAUAGGCUAUUUGGUAGAUCAAUUACUGUCGUCAACAGGAGUGAGACCGUUGGGCGACCAUUGGCUGCCUUGCUGGCCAACGAUGGAGCUUGUGUGUACAGCGUGGAUGUCACAGGGGUACAACAAUUCACACGAGGUGAAGGAAUCAGGAAAAGCAGGCACGAAGUGGUGGAAAAGGAAGGAUGGGGGUUAGAGACUUGCGUGCCUCUCAGCGAUGUAGUCAUCUGCGGCGUACCCGGAGAUUCCUUCAAGCUUCCAACCAAACUACUCAGAGAGGGAGCUGUGUGCAUCAAUUUCUCGACUGAAAAGAAUUUUGAAGGCGAUGUCAAAGACAAAGCCUCCAUCUAUGUCCCGGCAAUCGGAAAAGUCACAAUCGUGAUGCUGCUUCGGAAUUUACUACGACUCGUCCAAAACAGAGAGGUAAGGAUGGACAGCAAGGAACAAGCAUUGAAGACAAUCCUGUCUCAAAGAGUUUGA